CUUCACAGCUCCACGUGUCCAGUUGUGAUCGUGACCCUUCUCAAGUCUCUCCCUAGCCCGGGUCGACCCAAAGGUCCAGCAGCCUCUUCUCCGCCGCCACCCCGCCGCCUCCGGCCACCGCCGAACCCGAGAAGGAAGGAGGGAGGACCUUGAGGCUGAGGAGUGGUAGGAGGAGAAGAUGGUGAGCUCUUCGUCGCCGGUGGUGAACGUGUACCCGCUCGCCAACUACACGUUCGGCACCAAGGAGCCCAAGAUGGAGAAGGACACCUCCGUCGCCGACCGCCUCGCCCGCAUGAAGGUCAACUACAUGAAGGAAGGAAUGCGCACAAGCGUUGAAGCAAUCCUACUGGUGCAAGAGCACAACCACCCCCACAUACUGCUCCUGCAAAUUGGAAAUACAUUUUGCAAACUUCCUGGUGGACGGUUGAAGCCUGGAGAAAAUGAAAUUGAAGGUCUGAAAAGAAAGUUGUGCAGCAAACUUGCAGUGAACUCGCCUUCCUUUCCACCUAACUGGCAGGUUGGAGAGUGUGUUGCUGUGUGGUGGAGGCCGAACUUUGAGACUGUGAUGUAUCCUUACUGCCCUCCACAUAUCACCAAGCCCAAGGAGUGCAAGAAGCUUUUCAUUGUUCACCUAUCUGAAAGAGAGUAUUUCGCUGUUCCAAGGAAUUUGAAGCUGCUUGCUGUUCCACUGUUUGAACUCUACGACAAUGUUCAGCGAUACGGGCCUGUCAUCUCCACCAUCCCACAGCAGCUAUCAAGGUUCCAGUUCAACAUGGUUAGCUCUUGAGUCUUGAAGGUGACGAGUCUGGAAGAUUAGUGUGCGGGAGACUUCCUUUGUCGAUUUAUGUUCAGAUGGACCUUUUGACGUGCUGAACCAGCUGAUCAACCUAGCGUGACUGAUUUUAUUCAUCAUACCGGAUUUUAUCAAUUAUGCAUAUUUGACUACAAUCUAGACAUGCAUUUGGACUGUAUUUUUGUCGGAUUAUUCUGUUAUUGCAGCACAAGCUGGUGCAUGGUAUAUUUUAGAUGAUCGUUUGUUGCUUUGCCGCCCUA
This is a messenger RNA of Phragmites australis (common reed), 1053 nucleotides long. Its product is annotated as pre-mRNA cleavage factor Im 25 kDa subunit 2. The record is from RefSeq and is a predicted model, not a curated record. Gene Ontology annotation, cellular component: mRNA cleavage factor complex. The transcript is spliced from 7 exons. Gene Ontology annotation, molecular function: mRNA binding. Bases 179 to 787 code for a protein of 202 amino acids. Lineage: Eukaryota; Viridiplantae; Streptophyta; Magnoliopsida; Poales; Poaceae.